UAAUCAAGCCGGCUGCCGUUUGAAAAUGAAUGAUAUGCUGCUCAAGUUGUAGAAACAGUGGGCUGUUGGGGUAUUGUGUGUUAAGCGGCAAACAGCAUUUACAGAUAAGGGAAAGUGGACGAUUUCAGAGAAAACCUUGAAAUACAAACCGGGGGAAAAUAAUAAUUUCCAGCAAUGCAAUUGACCUUGUGUGAGCCCAAUGCCAUGUCCGAAGCCGUGGUGAUGGAGCCUCCCAGAGCAGGUGGUUUACGGGAGUCAUCCUACGGGGCUGGAGACAGCGCAGCCUCCCUUGAUGACUGCAUUGUGGAUACGGCAAAUGAGUCUUCAGAGGAGGAGUCCGCAGGGGAAAGGGAGGAGGAGAUUGGUGCACAUGAUGAGGCUACAGAGGUCCCUGCUGAACAGACCUCAAACACACAAACAGUAAACACCCGGCGUCCAAACUCCCUUCCGGUUCCGGCAGCAGGAGGGUGCGGCCUGUGGACGUCACAGGGUGACGCAGAGGUGAACCUGAGGAUGGGGGACUCUGGCCUGGCUGCUGAGACCCCUCUGACCAUCAACCAGAUGUUCACCUUAGCUGUGGAGCGCUUCGCCGACUACACAGCUCUGAGCUGGAAGGAGGGCGAGCAGCAGAAGAGCCUGAACUACAGAGAAUAUUACCAGACAUGCCGCACCGCUGCCAAGAGUUUCCUGAAGCUUGGUUUGCAGCGCUACCACGGUGUCGGCAUCCUGGGCUUCAACUCGUCUGAGUGGUUCAUCUCUGACAUUGCAGCUGUUUUGGCAGGUGGGUUUGCUGUUGGCAUCUACACCACCAACUCUCCUGAGGCAUGCCAGUACGUAGCAGACAACAGCAAGGCCAAUAUCAUUGUGGUGGAGAAUCACAAACAGCUGCAGAAGAUCCUUCAGGUUGAAGACAAGCUGCCGCACUUGAAAGCCAUUAUCCAGUACAAAGAUGCACUUAAAGAGAAAAGACCAAAUCUGUACUCAUGGGCGGAGUUCAUGGAGCUUGGACGCGAUGAGCCCGAUGCACCCCUCGAUGCGAUCAUCUCCAGCCAGAAGCCCAACCAGUGCUGCACGCUCAUCUACACCUCAGGGACCACAGGCCAGCCCAAAGGAGUCAUGCUCAGCCAUGAUAAUAUAACAUGGACCGCGCUCGCUACCAGCCGCCAUGUGGGCCUGACAGAUGCCACUCACACUCAGGAGUUGGUGGUCAGCUACCUGCCGCUCAGCCACAUUGCGGCCCAGAUGGUAGACAUCUGGGUAACCAUGAGGGUCGGAGGGGCGACCUACUUUGCCCAGCCAGAUGCACUGAAGGGCUCUCUGGUGAACACGUUGAAGGAAGUGCGUCCCACGGCCUUCAUGGGCGUCCCACGUGUCUGGGAGAAAAUGCAGGAGAAGAUGAAGUCCGUCGGAGCCAAGUCUUCAACUGUGCGCAGGAAACUGGCUGCCUGGGCCAAAGAUGUUGGCCUGCAGACUAAUCUGACCAAAAUGAAUCAAAGCGGCACAGCUGGCCGCACGCCGCUCAGCUAUCAAUUAGCCAAAAAGCUGGUGUUCAAAAAGGUGCGGAAGGCUCUGGGCCUGGACCGCUGCAACAAGUGCUACACCGGGGCCGCUCCCAUAACCAAAGACACCCUGGAGUUCUUCCUCAGCUUAGAUAUCCCUCUGUACGAGCUGUACGGCAUGAGCGAGAGCACUGGACCUCACACAAUCUCCAUCCCCGAAGCCUUCAAGCUCACCAGUUGUGGUAAAGAGAUCCCAGGGUGCAAGACGAAGCUGCACAACCCGGACGAGGGGGGAAACGGUGAGAUCUGCUUCUGGGGCCGCCACGUCUUCAUGGGUUACAUCAACAUGCCCGAGAAGACGGAGGAGGCUCUCGACGCAGAGGGUUGGCUGCACUCCGGGGACCUGGGCAAACACGACCAGAACGGAUUCCUCUUCAUCACCGGAAGAAUUAAAGAGCUGAUCAUCACGGCAGGAGGAGAGAACAUCCCUCCUGUCCCUAUCGAGGAUGCUGUGAAGGAGGCCGUGCCGCUGAUUAGUAACGCCAUGCUGAUCGGAGACAAGAGGAAGUUUCUAUCUAUGCUGCUCACCAUUAAGUGCCAGCUAAACACAGAGUCAGGAGACCCAGAGGACGAGUUGACACCAGAAGCUAUCGAGCUCUGCAGGAAGUUGGGCAGCAACGCCACACGAGUCUCUGAGAUCGCAGGCGGCCAGGAUCGAGUGAUCCACGCCGCCGUCCAGGAGGGAAUCAACAGAGUCAACAAGGAGGCAUCCUCCAACGCGCAGCGCAUCCAGAAGUGGAUCAUUCUGGAUCGUGAUUUCUCCCUGACAGGAGGAGAGCUGGGCCCUACCAUGAAGCUGAAAAGGCCGGUGGUGGCGAAGAUGUACAAGGAGCAGAUUGAGAACUUUUAUAAGGAGUUGGCGACUCCAACGACCCCCGACAACACGCCGCCUCCCAAAUAGAGCUGCUCCUCCACCUGCAGGGAAAUCCAGACUGUCUGAGUUAACGUGCAGACACGCCUCACCUCGUUAAUCCAGCCAUUUUUAUCUUGUCAAAAUGUUUUGAUUGCCUUACAUUUUGGUCGUUCUGUCUUGGUUUACAUUUGUAGGUGUUGUGCUGAAAAUAAGAAGCCAUUGUAAAAUAGCUUUAUGAUUUUGAAGACGCUGUCAAUAAGUCGAAGUCGACUAUUUGGAUUACUGGGAUGAACAGUAAUAUCCGAUACAUGAAGUAGCAGCAGCUGUAUGUAAGAAAAGCUGUUGCUUUAUUUUACUGCAUUACUUGAGCUAUGAGACAGAAUCCAAAAAAAGUUGAUGGGAUGUUUUUAACGAAUUUGUCUUAUUGAACAUGUUUUUCUUAAUUUAUUUCUGGUUUGCCAAAGUUUACAUGGGCUAAAUGAGCUUCAAAUGAAGAAUUAUUUUGAGAAAAGAUGCCAUUUGCAAUACAGCAAUCAUAUGCAAAUGUUUACUGGCAUUUUACAUGCAUUUGGUGUGUUUUUCUCGUCUUUGUCAGCUGGGUUUCAAAGAAAAUAAUAAUUUACGUUGUACAUCAAAAAAAGCCAAUGUUUUCUGGUAGUUGCAGUUACCAUCUCAUAACUUAGCAUCCAUAUUUAGUUUUUCAUCCUGUAAAACACAUCACUGAAGCCAUAUCUAUUGCCUUUUGUAAUUGUAAAGUCAGACUCUGUUGUUCUGUAUUCUGAUGAAAUGCAGACCAUUACACAACUGCCUGGUCCUGUUGAAAUGUUUUCCAACAGUUCUUCUGUGAUUUUUGUGGAAUAUUGUAAAUAUGUUUAGUCUAUAUCAUCUUUUCUUUUUUAAGACAUUUAUUUAGAAGCCCAGAAAAUCUCAUGAAUAAUUUUUUUGCACUCAAUGACUUGCUUGGAAUGGGAAAUGUACAAAAGUUAGAUUAUAUGUAGCUCCAUGGGGCAAGUAUAUGAACUGGUCUGUUGCCAUCCCAUAUUCACAUAAAUGUAUAAAUGUUUGAGGUUUUGAGCUGAAGACGACAUGAAGACAUUUCAUACAAAGAAAAAGGUUUAAAAAGGAAGUAAAAGAGUAUGUUGUACUCCAAAGAACUGAUCUUGUAUAUGAAGUAAUUAUGUAUAUAAUAGGCAUAUCGUAGUACUCUUAGAAGUUCAAAGUGAAGGUGGGUUUGGUGGCUGUGGUUUGCUCAAAGUAACUCAAGUUCAGGGUAAACAAAACGAAGCAAUUUUUAUGUUUGUGUCUAAAGUUAAAUAAGGAAAUGACGGUGAUUCAGUGCGUCUGCAUUUACCUGACCUAAAAGAGCUGUUGUUGAAAAUGUCAGGGUUGAAAUAUGCAUGAAGGAGAAAAAGGAAACAAGUCUGUUUCGGUCCACAGAUGUGAAUGUUGACGGUUUGAUCGGUUACGGAAUAAAAGUUGAGUAAGCUGCUGAACUC
Cyclopterus lumpus (lumpfish) is the source of this 3908-nucleotide messenger RNA. RefSeq names its product acyl-CoA synthetase bubblegum family member 2 (gene acsbg2). The transcript has 15 exons. Gene Ontology annotation, molecular function: long-chain fatty acid-CoA ligase activity. NCBI's taxonomy places the organism in Eukaryota, Metazoa, Chordata, Actinopteri, Perciformes, Cyclopteridae. The record is from RefSeq and is a predicted model, not a curated record. Bases 175 to 2460 code for a protein of 761 amino acids. Gene Ontology annotation, cellular component: endoplasmic reticulum; membrane.